CAGGUGCGAGCGACGGGUGAUUAAAAAGUUUUCCAGAGCGCCGAGAGAAGCUAUUUGCAUUAAAAGUUGGAAAAUGCCCGGCCAAGUUUUAUCGUGUUUAAUAUUAAGUUUGCUGUGUUAUCUUCCAAUUGCAUUAUCCUCGCUGCAAUUGGAAAUUCCUGAACGGAAAGCUGAAACUACCGGGAAGAGUUGCCCGAGUUGCGCGUGCGGUGGCCUGAACGUGAAUUCUCGCAUUAUCGGAGGAAACCAAAGCGACAUAAGCGCAUAUCCAUGGAUGGCGGCACUCUACUACAGGCGACUGUUUACAUGCGGUGGAAGCCUGAUUAACGAUCGCUACAUUCUAACAGCAGCGCACUGUGUCGCGAGAUCGGAUGCCAAACAGUUUGAUGUGUUUCUACGGAGACCAAAUAUUGGGAUGGGUAAUCCCGAAAUGAUACAAAGGCGGGUUGAAACCAUCACUCUAAACCGUUAUCAGGGAGCCAGGAUUAAUAACGAUGUUGCACUACUGCGGCUUGCGGAAUCCGUUCCAAUCGAACCAGAUUUGGUGCCAAUUUGCCUACCCGAUGGAAUGGAUAGUUAUGUGGGCAGAACGGCUAUGUUGAUUGGUUGGGGAACUACAGCCAAUGGAGAAUUGUCGGAUACGUUGCAGCAACUGACCGUACCCAUCAUGUCCAAUCAGGAAUGCAAACGUUCCGGAUAUUUUCGGUUUCAGAUUACCAAUCGAAUGAUGUGCGCUGGAUAUUUGGAUGGCGGACGAGAUUCGUGUCAGGGAGACAGCGGUGGACCUUUGCAGCUGGUAAAUCCUUCGACCGGACGGCACGAGAUUGUCGGAGUCGUGUCCUGGGGUAAGGAGUGUGCCCAACGUAACUAUCCUGGUGUUUAUGCACGGGUUACGAAAUUCGUCGCCUGGGCCCGGAACAACAGCAGGAACGCGUGCUGGUGCCACCAGUAGCUUGCGGAUUGUGUUGUCAUUGUUUGCUGAACG
This is a messenger RNA of Ochlerotatus camptorhynchus, 985 nucleotides long. RefSeq names its product trypsin-like. The coding region runs from base 74 to 952 and encodes 292 amino acids. The record is from RefSeq and is a predicted model, not a curated record. The transcript is spliced from 5 exons. Gene Ontology annotation, biological process: proteolysis. Gene Ontology annotation, molecular function: serine-type endopeptidase activity. Lineage: Eukaryota; Metazoa; Arthropoda; Insecta; Diptera; Culicidae.